Molecule: messenger RNA, 1941 nt
Organism: Aphanomyces invadans
Lineage: Eukaryota; Oomycota; Saprolegniomycetes; Saprolegniales; Verrucalvaceae
Exons: 6
Coding region: 30-1898 (622 amino acids)
Biological process (GO): proteolysis
Molecular function (GO): cysteine-type exopeptidase activity; dipeptidase activity
Source: RefSeq, a predicted model, not a curated record
GUGACCUUGGCAUUUCGACAUCUCGAUCCAUGCGGUGGUGGUUUGUGGCAGUAGGUGGCGCGAUUGCCGUCGGGUGGACCGCAGCAAAAGAGCCCAACGCAAAAGGCCACUGCACUGCCAUACUCGUCGGCGCCAAGGCGUCCGCACAUGGCACGCCGAUGACGACGCACAGCAAUGACUGCCCAUUUUGCGACUUCCGCUUGGUAAAGAUUCCGCCGCAGACGCACCCUGCCGGCAGUGAGCGCAACGUGUACUUAUUCGCGUCGCAGUACCCUCGCCACGUUGGACCAUCGCGCGGCCCUUCCUACGAUCCAUCGUCUGUUGACCGCCGCUUUUUCAACUGGACGGACACUCCUUCGAUUGCCCAAAUCCCUCAAGUUCCUGCGACAUACGGGUACCUUGAAGGCGUGUACCCGAUCAUGAACGACCACCACGUUGCCUUGGGUGAAAGUACGUGCGCAGCCAAGUUCGUGUCGAAGCCUGUGUCUGGCGGAGGCCUCGCACGCCUUGACAUUGUCGAGUUGGGUCGCGUGGCCCUGGAGCGGUCGGCUACUGCACGCGCCGCCGUCAUGCUCAUGGGAGAGCUUGCCGAAACAUUCGGCUACUACGGAUCAUUCUGGGACACAGCGGCAGCGUUUGAAAACUCGGGCGAAGCGUUGACGGUGACCGACCCCAAUGAAGCGUGGAUGGUGCACAUAUUGCCCGACGACACGGGGGCGUCGGCGAUUUGGGUGGCCCAGCGCAUCCCAGACGACCACAUCACUGCAGUGGCCAACCGCUUCGUGAUCCGCCGAGUCGACUUCAGCGAUACAGACAACUUUAUGUGGUCGGCAAACAUGCUUGGCAUUGCGAAGCACCACGGAUUCUGGGAUGGCACGACCGCGUUUGACUUUACAAGCGCGUACGCUGGCCCCCCAGACAUUACGCUGUCGUCGACACUUCGAGUCGGCCGCGUCCUGAGUCUGGCAAACCGCCACGUCGACUUCAACGCGUUCUCGGACCCCACAGGCACUUCCGUUCCGUUUUCGGUUGCCGUCGACAACGUGCUGACCGCGCAGGACAUCAUGCGCGUCCAGAGAGAUCACUAUGAAGGAACGAAUGCCGACUUGACGAAAGGCCCGGCGGCAGGACCGUACGGAGACCCGAAUCGAUACGAGGUCGCGGACGACGAUGUGCUCGACGGCCAUUUUGAACGAGCCAUCGGGAAUUACGAAGCUUCGUACACGUUUGUGUCGGUGCUGGACGCGACGCAUGGCCACAAUGAUCACAUCUGGUUCGGCCCUUAUUCCCCAGACUCCACCAUGUACACGCCCGUGUACGUCCUGUCGGAGCAUGUCCCCAUGCCGCUACGCCAUGGGUCGCUGCGCGAGUUUGACAUGUCGUCGGCGUAUUGGAUCAAUGCCCUCGUCGGAAACUAUGCGUCCAAGUGGUACGCAUUUGCGCACCCAGUGGUGGCCGCCGCCCAAAUUCACACGGAGACGAAUGCAAUUGCCCGGCAACAAGUGGUGCAUGCCCAAGCAAACGCGAUCGCGGCAAGUGGAAACUCGAGGCUGCUCGUGGCGUUGUUGACGAAUGCGUCCGCAGCGUUUGCGAAGACCAGCCAUGCCGACUCGACGGCGCUCUUUACGACGCUCAUGACUCGCUUCCACGACGGUGUCAUUGUUUCCAACUUGACGGACGAGUAUUUGGUCGCAACGUCCAUGUCGAUGCCUCGGUGGUGGCUCCAACUCGUCGGGUUCUACCCCUCGACGAGCCCGCCGCCCGAUUCUGUCGGGCGGGUUUGGACAUUCUCUCCCCAUUCGACUCCAUUGCCUGUGUUGAUUGCUGCGUGCACUGGUCUCGUGGGGUAUUUCGUUGGGCGACAAACGCGGCAUGCCAACUAUCUCGAGAUCCACUAAAGCUCCAUCACACGAACAUAUUCACGAAUCGACAUUGGCAAGG